Macrosiphum euphorbiae (potato aphid) is the source of this 3543-nucleotide messenger RNA. Lineage: Eukaryota; Metazoa; Arthropoda; Insecta; Hemiptera; Aphididae. The record is from the annotation of a GenBank genome assembly.
AUGAAUAAUGGUAUGUGUUUACUUCUAUUUCUUUUGACCGUCAAGGCAUAUUCACAGUCUACGUUAGCAUCAGGAUUCGUCAUCAGACAGUAUAGAAAUAAUGAUUCCAUGGUAGUAGCCACUACAGAUGUUACAAACAAAACAUCUAAACCAAAAUUAUCGCGUUUAAUGAGAAGAUUUUGUAAAUUAUAUCCAGAUCACGGAUUUUGUCGACCCAAUGACCAUCCUAACACAACGGAUUACACCGACGACGCGGUAAGUACUCCUACAACUCCGGAAUCAACUACAAACUACGAGCCCAAUAGCACAGCGUCUACCACUACUAAUGUUUUGAACAACGUGACCCUCAUUGGGACAACAACGUCAGUUCCUACAAAUUAUACCAAUUCUGCGAGCACCUCCAAUGAGUUUGUAACCACUACUGAAGUUUUGAACAACGUGACCCUCGUUGGGACAACGACGGCAGUUCCUACGCGUCAUACUUAUUAUCCGGACACCUCUACUGGAUUUUCAACCACUGAUGAAGUUGUGGAUAAUGUGACCCUUAUUGAGACAACAACGUCAGUUCCUACAAAUUAUACCAAUUCUGCGAGCACCUCCAAUGAGUUUGUAACCACUACUGAAGUUUUGAACAACGUGACCCUCGUUGGGACAACGACGGCAGUUCCUACGCGUCAUACUUAUUAUCCGGACACCUCUACUGGAUUUUCAACUACUGAUGAAGUUGUGGAUAAUGUGACCCUUAUUGAGACAACAACGUCAGUUCCUACAAAUUAUACCAAUUCUGCGAGCACCCCCAAUGAGUUUGUAACCACUACUGAAGUUUUGAACAACGUGACCCUCGUUGGGACAACGACGGCAGUUCCUACGCGUCAUACUUAUUAUCCGGACACCUCUACUGGAUUUUCAACUACUGAUGAAGUUGUGGAUAAUGUGAUCCUUAUUGAGACAACAACGUCAGUUCCUACAAAUUAUACCAAUUCUGCAAGCACCUCCAAUGAGUUUGUAACCACUACUGAAGUUUUGAACAACGUGACCCUCGUUGGGACAACGACGGCAGUUCCUACGCGUCAUACUUAUUAUCCGGACACCUCUACUGGAUUUUCAACUACUGAUGAAGUUGUGGAUAAUGUGACCCUUAUUGAGACAACAACGUCAGUUCCUACAAAUUAUACCAAUUCUGCGAGCACCCCCAAUGAGUUUGUAACCACUACUGAAGUUUUGAACAACGUGACCCUCGUUGGGACAACGACGGCAGUUCCUACGCGUCAUACUUAUUAUCCGGACACCUCUACUGGAUUUUCAACCACUGAUGAAGUUGUGGAUAAUGUGACCCUUAUUGGGACAACAACGUCAGUUCCUACAAAUUAUACCAAUUCUGCGAGCACCUCCAAUGAAGUUGUAACCACUACUGAAGUUUUGAACAACGUGACCUUCGUUGGGACAACGACGGCAGUUCCUACGCGUCAUACUUAUUAUCCGGACACCUCUACUGGAUUUUCAACCACUGAUGAAGUUGUGGAUAAUGUGACCCUUAUUGAGACAACAACGUCAGUUCCUACAAAUUAUACCAAUUCUGCGAGCACCUCCAAUGAGUUUGUAACCACUACUGAAGUUUUGAACAACGUGACCCUCGUUGGGACAACGACGGCAGUUCCUACGCGUCAUACUUAUUAUCCGGACACCUCUACUGGAUUUUCAACUACUGAUGAAGUUGUGGAUAAUGUGACCCUUAUUGAGACAACAACGUCAGUUCCUACAAAUUAUACCAAUUCUGCGAGCACCCCCAAUGAGUUUGUAACCACUACUGAAGUUUUGAACAACGUGACCCUCGUUGGGACAACGACGGCAGUUCCUACGCGUCAUACUUAUUAUCCGGACACCUCUACUGGAUUUUCAACCACUGAUGAAGUUGUGGAUAAUGUGACCCUUAUUGAGACAACAACGUCAGUUCCUACAAAUUAUACCAAUUCUGCGAGCACCUCCAAUGAGGUUGUAACCACUACUGAAGUUUUGAACAACGUGACCUUCGUUGGGACAACGACGGCAGUUCCUACGCGUCAUACUUAUUAUCCGGACACCUCUACUGGAUUUUCAACCACUGAUGAAGUUGUGGAUAAUGUGACCCUUAUUGAGACAACAACGUCAGUUCCUACAAAUUAUACCAAUUCUGCGAGCACCUCCAAUGAAGUUGUAACCACUACUGAAGUUUUGAACAACGUGACCUUCGUUGGGACAACGACGGCAGUUCCUACGCGUCAUACUUAUUAUCCGGACACCUCUACUGGAUUUUCAACCACUGAUGAAGUUGUGGAUAAUGUGACCCUUAUUGAGACAACAACGUCAGUUCCUACAAAUUAUACCAAUUCUGCGAGCACCUCCAAUGAGUUUGUAACCACUACUGAAGUUUUGAACAACGUGACCCUCGUUGGGACAACGACGGCAGUUCCUACGCGUCAUACUUAUUAUCCGGACACCUCUACUGGAUUUUCAACUACUGAUGAAGUUGUGGAUAAUGUGACCCUUAUUGAGACAACAACGUCAGUUCCUACAAAUUAUACCAAUUCUGCGAGCACCUCCAAUGAGUUUGUAACCACUACUGAAGUUUUGAACAACGUGACCCUCGUUGGGACAACGACGGCAGUUCCUACGCGUCAUACUUAUUAUCCGGACACCUCUACUGGAUUUUCAACUACUGAUGAAGUUGUGGAUAAUGUGACCCUUAUUGAGACAACAACGUCAGUUCCUACAAAUUAUACCAAUUCUGCGAGCACCCCCAAUGAGUUUGUAACCACUACUGAAGUUUUGAACAACGUGACCCUCGUUGGGACAACGACGGCAGUUCCUACGCGUCAUACUUAUUAUCCGGACACCUCUACUGGAUUUUCAACCACUGAUGAAGUUGUGGAUAAUGUGACCCUUAUUGAGACAACAACGUCAGUUCCUACAAAUUAUACCAAUUCUGCGAGCACCUCCAAUGAGGUUGUAACCACUACUGAAGUUUUGAACAACGUGACCUUCGUUGGGACAACGACGGCAGUUCCUACGCGUCAUACUUAUUAUCCGGACACCUCUACUGGAUUUUCAACCACUGAUGAAGUUGUGGAUAAUGUGACCCUUAUUGAGACAACAACGUCAGUUCCUACAAAUUAUACCAAUUCUGCGAGCACCUCCAAUGAGGUUGUAACCACUACUGAAGUUUUGAACAACGUGACCUUCGUUGGGACAACGACGGCAGUUCCUACGCGUCAUACUUAUUAUCCGGACACCUCUACUGGAUUUUCAACCACUGAUGAAGUUGUGGAUAAUGUGACCCUUAUUGAGACAACAACGUCAGUUCCUACAAAUUAUACCAAUUCUGCGAGCACCUCCAAUGAGUUUGUAACCACUACUGAAGUUUUGAACAACGUGACUCUCAUUGGGACAACGGCUGCAGUUCCUACAUGUGAUAUUAAUUUCUGUCAUCUAAUUUCUUUUAUUAUUAGGCAGCUUAUGAAGUAUUUUUGCAAUUGUUCCAAUUUAAUUGAUAUUUUAUCAAUUUAA